This is a messenger RNA of Erythranthe guttata (spotted monkey flower), 900 nucleotides long. The record is from RefSeq and is a predicted model, not a curated record. NCBI's taxonomy places the organism in Eukaryota, Viridiplantae, Streptophyta, Magnoliopsida, Lamiales, Phrymaceae.
AUGUAUACUCCUGAUGAGGAUGAUAUUCUGAUUCAGAAGGCUGCUGCUAGUGGAGACCUUGAACUUCUUCAGGAAUUGGAAGUGAAGUUGGGUGGCAAUGAAUUGGAAGAGCAUUGUGAUACUCCUCUGAUACUUGCUCUUCAAAAGAGAAGAUUCAUCACAUCAAAAUAUCUAAUUAACCGAGGUGCUGAUAUCACCAUUGCCGAUCGUAAGGGGAAGACUUCGCUACAUUACGCCGCCGAACAAGAUAACAAGGAGCUUAUGCAAAUGUUGUUAUCGAAAGGUGCCGAUAUCGAGUCGAAUUCUGUGAACGGAACACCGCUGCAAUGUGCGGCAGCAUCCGGAAAUGUCGAAUCUGUUCGUCUUCUCUUAGGUCAUGGUGCAAAUCCGAAUCUAGUCUCUUCAAUCUCUCCUUCCCCGCUUGUGAGUGCGAUUAUUUCUCAAUCAUAUGAAUGCUUCGAGCUGUUACUGAAGGCUGGAGCUGAUCCGAACAUUAUCUCGUCUGGUUUACGUCCUUUGACUUGUGCAAUUCCAAUAGGCGAAGCCGGAUUUCUCAAGUCUUUGCUUGCUGCCGGAGCUAAUCCAAACCUAGUUACAUCAGUUUCGUUUCUAUUCUUUUUUUCAGAUAAUGAUAACAACUCUCUGAAACCGAUAGAGCAAGCUAUCUCUGUGGGUAAUCUUGAUUUUGCUCGUAUUUUAUUUCCAUUGACGGAGAGAAUUCCGAGUUAUCCCGAUUGGAGCAUCCAUGGAAUCGUAAACUACUUCCACACUGUAGAAGCUAAUAUGAAGAGAGAGCUAAGGAAGAAUGCUUACUUUCGGUUCGUUGAUCAGGAAGGCAAAAAUGCUGUGAAGAUAAAGGAUUACGCUACUGCAGUAAAAUGGUUCAGUGAGGUAAUUUAA